This is a messenger RNA of Diachasma alloeum, 1393 nucleotides long. RefSeq lists its product as uncharacterized. NCBI's taxonomy places the organism in Eukaryota, Metazoa, Arthropoda, Insecta, Hymenoptera, Braconidae. Gene Ontology annotation, biological process: mitotic chromosome condensation. The record is from RefSeq and is a predicted model, not a curated record. Gene Ontology annotation, cellular component: condensed chromosome; cytoplasm; condensin complex. The transcript has 4 exons. The coding region runs from base 425 to 1024 and encodes 199 amino acids.
UCGGGAGCGCAAUUUUUUUUUACGGGAAUAGUCGUAAUGAACGUUCUAACAAGUAUUUUCUAGAGAAUGAAAACCUAUGCAAAGGGUGUGAAUGUAUGCAAUUCCAGUAACAGAAGGUUAGAAAACCGAAUAACGUUGAAUGCCAGUUUUUUCAAUUCCUCAUUACUCUGCUAUCAACGUCAGGGCGAGUCCAUGUGCUCCGAAAAUUGAAAUUAGGUUUAUAUCUUUCACUUGUCUGUGUCAUGAUUUUUUAUACCUAUUGAAGUGACCGGGAGACCGCUCAUUAAUGAUAAAAUGAAAAACGCGGAGAAUUUGUUGAAAAAGACACUGUAUUCACCAUCAAGCCUUUAACGCACUUCAAGGAAUUCAAAACUGAACGAAACGAGAGACGAUGCUUUAAAAGGAAAGCCUAAGAUUGAAAGAGAUGAAGUCACAUUCCCUUGAAGAUAACGAAUCACUCAUGGAGUGGAGUCGAAUCUGCACAUUUACGAAGGAGGAGCAGUGUCAAAAAUUGAAAAACACUCUCCUCCAAAGACAAAAUGAUCCAGACCUGUUGGUCCGCGCGAAGAAAUUCACCGAAGCAGCAGAGGUCGAGAAAGAAAUGGAAACCUGGAAAAGAGAAAUAGAAGAGCUAUCAAAAUCCCGAACACUGAUCGUCCCCCAGACCCAGAAAGAGGCCAAGAACGACCCUGAAACGAUGAUAAAGUGCCUGACGAUCAUUUUCACAAUGGCCCAAGCAACAUCAGUAACGACCCUGACAUCAACCCUGAGAAGCCUCUUCAACAACCUGGCGCUCCCCAGUAUCGACCAGGACGAUGCAGGGGUCCAGGCCCAGGCUCUGAAGGCAGUGGGUGUCUGUCUCUUCCUCGAUGUGAGAGCUCGCCAAGAAGCACCUGUUGAUGUACCUCGUGGCGAUGACCUCAGACCAGGAGAACCAGGACCUAUGGCAGAUCUGUCUUGCUGUUAUUUUCGACAUGUUCCUGAGAUAUGGACUGGAUCAUUUCCAGGAGAUCAUCAGUACUGACAGGACAAUGGACAAUAGCAGGCAGAACCCAGAGAACAGCAGACGUCAUGGCACCAGUUCAUCUGUUAAUUCAGAAGAAAGCUAAAGAGAUUGGAUCUAGUCCCGAAAUCUUAUGAGCAUGGCUGUUACUCUUUUGAUGAAAGGGGAGCAUUCUGCCAAAGCUGUUAGUGAUUGACAACUAAUAAUCUACUAAUCCUAAUGGGAGAAUUCGCAGAUAGUAUGUCCUUCGACGGUCAUGAAUAGGAAGAUAACAGGAUGUUUGGAUCGUUAAGAGACAUUUUUCUUCAGAGAAUAUGCAAGAUGAAAAAAUUUUGUAAGGUUCUAACGAUGGAAAUCCUAUAAAAAAAUAAAAAGUAGUAAUCCCUUCUA